AUGUUCAGCAAAUUCACUUCGUUCUUGACCCUCGCUUGCGUUUUAUCUACCGGUUUUGCGGCGCCCGUCCCUCAGACCCGCGGUUCCAAUCGAAACCUCCAGCCAUUCACUGGCAACUUGGGCGGCCAGGCGCCGCCUACCGUCGUCCGCGGCAACAACGGCUUCACAGUCACAGGCAGGGGCACCUUCGCUGACUUCGCCUCGGCCCUCGCCGCUUCGUGCGAGGUUCAGCAGCAGAACUGCCUGAACGCGAACGUCCCUGCCGCUCAGUGCAACGAUCAGGCUGCCCAGUGCCGUGCAGCUGCCUCUUCGGCUAGAGCUCCGCGUUCGGAGGAGGGGUUAGAGGCGCGCCAGGUGCCUCCUCCUCCACGUCCGGAUACCCCACCUCCACCGCCUCCUGCGCGUCGUCCGCGCGACGAGGAGUUGGAGAGUCGCCAGGUACCUCCUCGUCCUGAUAGCCCGCCUCCUCCCCCUCAGAGGGAUGCCCCUCCUCCGCCUCCCGCUCCCGCUGGCAAUCGUCCACGUUCGGAUGAGGAGUUAGAAGCACGUCAGGGCCGUCCUCCUCGUCCCCAGAACCGCCCUCCUCCGCCUCCUCGAGGUGGCAAUCGCCCCCGCGAUGACGAUGUGGUCGAGAAGCGCCAGGGACCCGGUGGCGGUCGUGGCGGUAACGCACCUCCUCCCCAAGGGAAUAAUGGCAAUGGGAACAACAACAACAACACCCAGCCUCCUCCUCCCAACAACAACAACAACAAUAAUAAUAACCAGCCUCCUCCGCCCAACAACACUAACAACAACAACCCGCCCCCGCCCAAUAACAACAACAACAACAACCCACCUCCCAACAACAACAACAACAACAACCAGCCCCCUCCUGCUAAUGCUGGCAAUCGCGGACCGCGCGAGAUCUGUCCUGAUGCUUAA
Cyclocybe aegerita is the source of this 921-nucleotide messenger RNA. Lineage: Eukaryota; Fungi; Basidiomycota; Agaricomycetes; Agaricales; Hemipholiotaceae. The record is from the annotation of a GenBank genome assembly.